AACUCCAAGCUAGUGUUCCCUUUUGCUCAUUCCCCCUCCGCUAUAAAUCACCUACCCCCAUCUCUGAGUUUUUCACAGGGAAACAAUUAACCUUAUAUAUUGAUCUCCAUUUCAACAAUGGCAGCGAUAGUUUCAGUAGUACUUGCCCUUUUCAUCCUCUCCAUUUCUUCUUCUGUGAGCUCACUGAGCUCAAACUACUACGACAAAACAUGCCCACAUCUCGAGUCCGCUGUUACAAGUGCUGUCAAGACAGCCGUGUCAAAUGACAAAACAGUUCCAGCCGCUCUGCUUCGGAUGCACUUUCAUGAUUGCUUCAUAAGAGGUUGUGAUGCUUCUGUGCUGCUGGAAUCAAAGGGAAAGAACCAAGCGGAAAAAGACGGGCCUCCUAAUAUUUCAUUGCAUGCAUUUUAUGUGAUUGACAACGCAAAGAAAGCAGUUGAAGCUUUGUGCCCGGGGGUGGUCUCUUGUGCUGAUAUCCUGGCUUUAGCUGCUCGUGAUUCCGUUGCUCUGUCUGGAGGUCCCACUUGGGAAGUGCCAAAAGGGAGAAAAGAUGGAAGAAUCUCAAAGGCAACUGAGACCAGACAAUUGCCAGCUCCCACCUUUAACAUCUCUCAACUACAGCAAAGCUUCUCCCAGAGAGGCCUCUCCUUGGAAGAUCUUGUAGCUCUCUCUGGGGGCCACACGCUUGGCUUCACUCAUUGCUCAUCUUUUCAGAACAGAAUCCACAGCUUCAGCCCCACACUCGACGUGGACCCGUCGCUACAGCCAUCCUUUGCAAACAGCCUACGAAGCGUAUGUCCGGCGCACAACAAGGUGAAAAGUGCGGGCACCACUCUGGACUCUACCACGACAACAUUUGACAACGCAUACUUCAAGCUGCUUCUGCAAGGGAAGAGCAUAUUUUCUUCGGACCAAGCUCUCCUCACUAACCCAACAACAAAAGCAUUGGUCUAUAAGUUUGCCAGCUCCCAGAAAAAAUUUGAAAACGCUUUUGUGAAGUCCAUUAUCAAGAUGAGUAGCAUCACCGGUGGGCAAGAGAUUAGGCUCGACUGCAAAGCAGUUCGAUGAUUGAUCAGAAUCAUUUCCAUUUCAUGGUCCAUAUUAGAUUUCACUGUUUAAAAUCGUCUCGUCCAUUUUUUUUUUUUUUUUUUUGAGUGAUCCGGUGGAAUAUAUGUAAUGUGUAUUAUGUGCCUACUCGCAAGGUUGUGUUGUUUUUGAGACCGUUGAAGUGAACGGUGGUAUAGGACUAAAAUUAUCCAUG
Messenger RNA from Corylus avellana, 1261 nucleotides. RefSeq names its product peroxidase 64. Gene Ontology annotation, biological process: response to oxidative stress; hydrogen peroxide catabolic process. Gene Ontology annotation, molecular function: heme binding; peroxidase activity. The record is from RefSeq and is a predicted model, not a curated record. NCBI's taxonomy places the organism in Eukaryota, Viridiplantae, Streptophyta, Magnoliopsida, Fagales, Betulaceae.